Molecule: messenger RNA, 2491 nt
Organism: Anthonomus grandis grandis
Lineage: Eukaryota; Metazoa; Arthropoda; Insecta; Coleoptera; Curculionidae
Exons: 2
Coding region: 98-763 (221 amino acids)
Biological process (GO): septate junction assembly
Source: RefSeq, a predicted model, not a curated record
UGAAACAUAGAUAUCGAUUAUAACUUGCACUGUAUUACCAAACAAGUGUGGAUAAAAUACAGAAGUUCCAAUAAAUAAUUUAAUCUAUAAAUGUUAAAUGCUUAAAAUGUUCAAAGUCAGAUCAGCUAUGGAUCGUACGAGCAGCGGUUUCAAACUGUUGAGUUUAACAAGACAUCCGACCAACGCUUUGAAGGACAUAAUAACUAACGAUAGUUCUGCAACAUUAACUGGUGAUUCUAUAGAAUUAAACACGACAAUAAAACUGUUCAAAGGCAAAGAUCAAGACAAUCAUACUGAUACAAAGAGCGCGGAAAAUGAAAAGUGUUUUGAAGAAGAAGACGAGGAAAAACUACAGUCAGCUCUAGCAGAAUUACAUGAAGAAAUUCAUAUGACAGAAAACAUUUUUAGACAUAGGAGGAAAAAUGAUUUAUCAUCCAGCUUUUUCAACAAUGCAAUAAUAUCCGGCAUAGAGCAAACGGAUACAAACUUUGAUAGUUUUAUUUUUUCCGAUGAGAUGCUCAAUGCAAAUACAACAAACGAUAUAGACGCGCCAACAGAAACUCCUUUAGAUUUGGAAAAAAACCUACAAGAAGGAAAUAUUAGCAAUGAAGAUAAUGAUGAAGAAGAUGCAAAAAAUCAUCCAGAAGAAGAAGAUAAUGAAAACAAUGACCCUACAUAUCAAAUCGGCAAUGAUAGGGAACAAUAUUCUGAUGAAGAAAAUAAUGAUUCUAGUGAAGAAGUUUCACGAAAAAGGAAGAAGUGAAGAUUUUCUAAUCCUGCAGAAUGGAAAUAUAAUGCUAAUAAAAGAAAUAGAGAGAAACGGGUUGAGUAUAUGGGUAGAAAAAAUAACAAAUUCGACAGAAAGAAAACUAAGAGAGUAAUGAAAGCGAGAUGUCUGUGUUCAAACAAACCUUUGAAAACCGGCAAAGAAAUAGUGUGUAAUUCAGUGUUACAAUUUGACGGAUGAUGAGGGAAAAUUAAUUUUCGCAAAAUUUUGGUUCCUUUCGUGGCCUGAGAAGAAGAACUACAUUUCUGCAAAAGUCUUAAAGAAUAAAACGAAACGAUCAAGGCAUAGAAAGGGUCCGGAAUUAAGCCAGAGGACAACUUCGUAUAAGUAUUUUCUUAAAAGGAAAAGCGAAGAAAUUAGGGUUUGUAAGCUUAUGUUUUGUAAUACAUUAGGAAUUUCUAUGAGAACCAUAUUAGAGUGGAUAAAAGAUGAAAUGUCUAGCCCAGCCAAAGGAGAAGAUGAACAGAAUAGUGAUAAAAAUAUACAAAAUAAACCUUCACGAUUUGAUGAAGGAAAGAUAAAUUUGAAAAAAUUCUUUGAAGACCUGCCUAAACUUGAAUCACACUAUUGCCGGAAAUCGUCAACAAAAUUAUAUGUAGAGCCAACGUUCAAAACCAAAUCAGAGCUUUAUUUUCUCUAUAAAGAUAAUUGGUGUGUAGAACAUAAUACAACUCCAUUAUCCAUUGCCACAUUCUCAAACAUGUUUGAAGAUCUGAAUUUAGCGUUGUUUUUGCCAAAAAAAGACGAAUGCGAUGUCUGCGUAGGCUACAAGACAAAAAAUUUAGAGGAAUCUGUUUACAGGGAACACAUUAUCAAGAAAGAACAGCACGGGAAGCAAAAGCAGAAGACAAAAAUUCAAAAAAUAAGGUUUUUACGAUGGACCUUCAGUCAGUACUGUUGUGCCUGAAAUCGAACGUAUCAGCUCUGUACUAUCGGACGAAGCUUAUUGUACACAAUUUUACAGUGUUUGAUUUGCAUUCCAAAGAUGGCUAUUGUUUUCUUUGGCACGAAGGUCAAGGGGAUCUCAGUGCCAAUUGUUUUUCAUCAAUAAUUUGUAACUUCUUGAUUAAUAAUGUAAUUCCUCAGCUUGAGCCAAUGCAACAAAUAAUAUUAUAUAGUGACGGUUGUAGCGCUCAAAAUCGUAAUUGCACUUUAAGCAACGCCUUGGUAAAUCUUGCACUCAAAAAACAUGUUUGUAUCAUCCAGAAAUAUUUAGAAAAGGGCCACACCCAAAUGGAGUGUGACUCUAUGCAUUCUACCAUAGAGAGGAAAUUAAAAGGUCUCCCUAUGUAAAUUGGCUCGAAAAAAUCCUAGAUCGUAUGAGGUGAGCUAUUUAGAUUACACUUUUUUCAAAGACUUCAGUAAACUUAAUUUAAUAAAAUCCAUUAGACCUGGAUUUAAAGUUGGUGAUCCAACUGUCAACAAUCUUAGAGCUCCGAAGUAUAAUCCAGAUGGUAAAAUCGAGUUUAAGAUUCAACAUUCCGGGGAAUUUCAAGAUAUGCCUAUCAGAAUAAAACCAAAUUUAAAUUAUGUAUCGAUUGACUCUCUUCCCUUAUUGUACAAAGAACAAUUGAAAAUUAAAAAAGAAAAGUUGAUCGAACAUCUUAUGUUUUUAAAAAAAUCUUUUGCCAGAGAUUAUCAUAAUUUUUAUGAUAAUCUAUUACUUAACCAUAAGACUUAUCCAUUUGAUUCUUUUUUAAUACU